GUGGAGCGUUGGGUCGGUGGUUGAACUUUUAACUUCAUAUUCUGCCACCAGCUGAAGGCGGGAAUCUGCUUUGGUUUUUAUUAUCUUGGUCUUUUGAGGCUUCUAGCAAGUUUUAAACAUGUCCUCUGUGUAUGCACCGCCUGUGCUGCUUCCAGUCGCCGACAAUGCUGUUAAGGGCAAAACUAUAACGGCUGGGUCGCGAAGAGCUGCUCUCGGAGAGAUUACAAACCGCCCUGCAGCCGUCGUUGUCACCAAGGUUGGACGAAACAAGGCCUGUGGAGCUGAGAAAGCCAAAGUUCAGCCAAUGGGCCCACUCAAGGUCCAAGCCCCGACAGUUCCACUUCCAGAGAUAUCAGCUGAUGUGUCAAUGAAGGAGGAAGAGGAGCAAGAACUGUGCCAGGCUUUCUCCAACGCAAUGCUCCCAGUGCAUGAUGUUGAUGAAGAGGAUGGUGACAUGCCUCACCUCUGCUCAGAAUAUGUGAAAGACAUCUACGGAUAUCUGCGCCAGCUGGAGGUGCAGCAGGCUGUACGUGCAAAUUACAUGGAAGGUUACGAAAUUACGCAUCACAUGCGAGCGCUUCUCAUCGACUGGAUGGUCCAAGUUAGUUCCAGGUUCCAGCUGCUGCAGGAGACCUUGUAUCUCUCAGUCGCUGUCCUUGAUCGUUUUCUCCAGGUCCAGCCUGUUUCUCGUAGAAAGCUGCAGCUUGUCGGUGUGACUGCAAUGCUGGUGGCCUGCAAGUAUGAGGAGAUGUACGCUCCAGAGGUGGGAGACUUCGCCUACAUCACAGACAACGCGUUCACUAAGGGUCAGAUUUUGGAAAUGGAGAAACAGGUCCUGAAGACGCUCAACUUUCAGUUGGGGCGUCCUCUUCCUCUUCACUUCCUCAGGAGAGCUUCAAAAGUGUCGAAUGCAGACACGGCAAGGCACACACUGGCCAAGUAUCUGAUGGAGUUGACUCUUAUUGACUACGACAUGGUGCACUAUCAUCCCUCAGAGAUCGCUGCUGCGUCUCUGUGCCUUACUCAGCUGCUCCUGAAUGGUCUGCAUUGGUCAAGCACACAGCAACACUACUCCACGUAUGACGAGGCCCACCUGAAGCCCAUCAUGCAGCACAUCGCCAAAAAUGUUGAGAUUGUGAACGAGGGAAAAACCAAGUUUCAAGCAGUAAAGAACAAGUACUCCAGCAGUAAACUGAUGAAGAUAAGUCUGAUUCCUCAGCUCAAGUCCUCAACAAUCAGCGACAUGGCAGCUGCUCUUCGUGCUCCUUGACUUAUUGGCUGCUAUUUACUGUCACUUGCACUUUAUUUUAAAUCCCGCUUUCUUUUUAAUAAAUGUUUUUAUGAAUCUUACUCCAAAGAUAAUAGUUUUGACUUUUCUUACAGCCCCCCCAAAUCGUCAACAAAAUGGCAUAUUUUGGAUAGAUCUGUACAAAUUCAUUUUCUGAGGUUGCUUGAAAUAAGUUUUUCUUUGUGUAGCAGGAUAGUUUGCGUUUGGCUGUUUCAUUAACUUGUAUGUCGUUUAACACUGAAUAUAAUUUACUCAGGUUUUUUUUUUUUUAUAUUAAUAUAUUCAAUCUGCCAGGUUUUACUUUCAAGUUUUAUGUCUGCACAAGUGUUUCAUGCCACCAGAUUUCGGUUUCUAAUUAGCAGACUAUGGUAUGACUGAAACCUUUUCUGCAGUUGUAUUUUUUUUCUGCCAGAAUAAAGUGAGGUGGAUCAA
This is a messenger RNA of Nerophis lumbriciformis (worm pipefish), 1720 nucleotides long. RefSeq names its product cyclin B2 (gene ccnb2). NCBI's taxonomy places the organism in Eukaryota, Metazoa, Chordata, Actinopteri, Syngnathiformes, Syngnathidae. The record is from RefSeq and is a predicted model, not a curated record.